AAAUUACUCAUAUAAAAUUAAACAUUUUUAUAAUUAUUUUUUAAAUUUUUGGUUUCUUAAAUAGAAAAAUUAUUGUCAUGCAUUUAAAAACUAUACUUAUUUUUUUUUUAGUAUGUUUUUUUACUAGCACAAAGAGCGAGGGACUUAAUGCGCCCCAAAUAAAACAUUAUCAAUGGUUGAUAUAUGUUCAUUCAAAUCGUGAAAUCAUUAAAAGAGUUUUAAUGGCAAAUAAUAUUGAAGAGAUAUACAAUGAUUAUAAUAAUGAAGAUCAAUUACCCAUAAGGUUUUACAAGUUAUUGAAAUUUUUGGUUAAUGUUGAAAAAUGUGGUGAUGAUGCAAAAAAUGUAGAAAAACUGAACCAAAAUGACUUGAAUAAUAUCUCAACUAAAUUCUGUGAUUUAGACAAAGACAAUGAUGGUCGGAUUGAAAAGAGUCUUUGCAUUAAAUUGAUUGAUUCGAUUGGAUACAGUGAUCUUUUUGGAAUCGAAGAUAUAGACGGAAAAAAUAUAGAAAUAGCUGUCUCUGAAUUGAAAAAAAAAAUUAAUGAUGGCCAGUAUUUAUACGACAUAGGCGAUGUAAUGUUGAAAAUAUUAUCGAUCAGGGCACAAUUUAAAAAAACAGAAUAUGGUGAAAUUGAAGAUUUUGAUCAUAUUGAUCAUUUAUUUAAAAAAAUCUCAAGUGAAUACUAUAAAGAGGAGGACAAGAAACUAUUAAAAGAAGCAGGGCUUGGUGAAAUUAAAGAUCGUGGUGUUAUGAAUAUUGCAAUUAAAGCAAUCGCAAAAAAGUACUAUGCAGACGAGGAAAAUUAAUAUUUAUUUUUAUUUAAAAUAAAGCUUUUUUUAAGCUUAAAAUAUUCUAUAGUUGUUAUAACUAUAGAAUAUUUUAUAUAUUACAAUAUGUUAUAUAUUGUAAUCCCUGGAUCCAUUUUUUAUUGUAUUUCAUUAUUACUAAUAAUUGCUAUUGCCUUAAGUUGAUUAUAAAUUGCAUUUUUAGCUUCUAUGAGGAGCUUGAAAGUAAUUGGUUUUACUUUAAAUCUUUUAUGAAAUUUCUUUUCUUUGAUAAAAACUAAUUAUUUUUUAGAUGUUAAGCGUACAUUUCAAUUUAUGUUUUUAUUACUCAUAUUUUACAUAAUAUUAUCUUCAUUUCUGACUUUUAUAUUAGUUUUCUCUUAUUUUGUUAGUUAAGUAUCAUUUUGAAAAUUUAAGAUUGAAAAAGCGUAUCAACUGAUUUCUUAUUUUUUAAGAGAGUAAUAUUAAAUUUUCAUAUUCCAUUAAAGCUAAUGAAAUAUUUUUAUUUUUCUUAAAAAAAAUUUCCUUCCAAUAUAAUUAAUGUUACACCAUUUUUACAUUAAAACAUUUUUUAUAUUUUUGUUAGAAUAGACCAAUAAUGGAAAAAUACCAAUUUUGAUUUAUG
Messenger RNA from Daktulosphaira vitifoliae (grape phylloxera), 1413 nucleotides. RefSeq lists its product as uncharacterized. Lineage: Eukaryota; Metazoa; Arthropoda; Insecta; Hemiptera; Phylloxeridae. Bases 78 to 809 code for a protein of 243 amino acids. The record is from RefSeq and is a predicted model, not a curated record. The transcript has 7 exons.